CGUUGACAGCCACUGGCCACUGAGCAGCCCACUCUGUCGGGGUUUGUGUGUCCAUGCAAGACUGCUGAAGAAGAAGCUCUGACUCUCCUUUUCUUUUAUUUACAAAAGAAACUAAACAGAAAAGCCUGUGCACCGCGACUAAAGCACAACAAGUGAACCCAACAGCUUCUCAAGUCAUUUUCUAGACUCAUCACUGUCUCUCAGCUCCCUGCACAAUGUCUGGAGAGGACGCACCUGCCCAGCAGCAAAACGCCGUGGACCAGAAGCAGGAAACCAAACCCGCUGAGGAGCCCAAAGCUGAGCCGCCCAAGGCGGACUCUGCUCCUGCUGCAGCCGCCGAGGCAGCAGCCACCCCCGCGGCGACCACCGAGAAGGUCCCUGAGGAGGAGACGUUCACGUACCGCGCCCUGGUGCUCACCGGCCACGGCGGCUAUGACAAAGUCAAGCUGCAGGUGAAGAAAGGGAAGCCCGCGGUGAAGGCUGGUGAGGUCCUGGUUCGGGUCAAGGCAUGCGGGCUAAACUUCGCCGAUCUGAUGGCUCGACAGGGGCUGUACGACCGGAUGCCAUCCCCGCCGGUCACCCCGGGGAUGGAGUGCUCCGGGCUGGUGGAGGCUGUGGGGGAAGAAGUGACGGACAGAAAAGUGGGUGAUAAGGUGAUGGUGCUGAACCGCUUCGGCCUGUGGCAGGAAGUGGCCGUGGUACCUGCCAGCCACACCUUCCUAAUCCCAGAGGGCAUGAGCUUCGAGGAGGCGGCCGCGCUCCCCGUGAACUACAUCACCGCCUACAUGAUGCUGUUUGACUUCGGCAACCUGCGGCCCAAUCAGAGCGUCCUGAUCCAUGCUGCUGCAGGUGGAGUUGGCAUCGCUGCCACUCAGCUGUGCAAGACGGUGAAGGACGUGACUGUGUUUGGCACAGCAUCAGCCAGCAAGCAUGAGACCAUCAGCCAGGGCGGGGUUACGCAUCCCAUUGACUACCGCACCAAGGACUACGUGGAGGAAGUCCGUAAGAUCAGCCCCAAAGGCAUGGACAUAAUCCUGGACCCUCUUGGAGGAUCGGACACCCAUAAGGCCUACAACCUGCUCAAGCCUAUGGGAAAACUCAUCACCUACGGUGCAGCUAACAUGCUCGCAGGCCAGAAGAAGAACCUCCUGGCUGUGGCCAAGAACUGGUACCAUCAGUUCUCCAUCCACACACUCAGUUUGAUCCAGGGCAACAAGUCAGUGUGCGGCUUCCACCUGGGCUACUUGGAUGGAGAGAUGGAGCUCAUCAGCCAGGCCAUGAACACCAUCCUGGAUCUGUACAAGGAGGGCAAAGUCAAGCCCCGCAUUGACUCAACCUGGCACCUGGAGCAGGUGGGAGACGCCAUGAGAAAGAUGCAGGAGAGGAACAACAUCGGCAAAGUUAUCCUCACCACAGAGCCCAUGCCGGAGGAGGAGAAGAAGGAGGAGCCUAAGAAGGAAGACAAGAAAGAGGACAAGAAGAAGGAGGACAAGAAGAAGGAGGACAAGAAGAAGGACGAUGCCAAGAAGGAGGAGAAGAAGGAUGACAAGAAGAAGGAGGAGCCCAAGAAGGAGGAAAAGAAGGAGGAAGAGAAGAAAGAAGAGGCCAAGAAGGAGGAGAAGUGAGGGAGAAGGGAGGGGAGAAAGUCGAGCAGACCAGCAGGGAGUUUGUUCUUUUGGAGGAGGGGGUGUGGUGUCGGGGAGGGUGGGGGAGGCAUGGGGUGGGAGUGGGAGGGGGUAGGUAAGGAUGGGAGUUAGAAAGCUAGAUUACAAUCUUAUCAAACCACUGUCGAUUUUUCAUCUCUCCACCUCCCCCCUUAGCCUUACCCUCAUGAGUCCUCUAUGGCAGUAAUUACUCCGGCCAAGCUUCGCCCACUCCUCACCGCCAUUCUCCGUCCUAUUUAUCGCCUUUAUCCAAAAUAGAAAUAAUUGUUAUUACUUGCAACUGCUUCAGCUCAUCCUCCUGAAAAUUGAUCACCUAUAGGGACUGGUGGGAGCCCCAGAGGAUUGUGGGUACAGGCCAGGCCUCGGAUGAAUUACUGUUUCUUUGACAACCCUGCUCCCACUCCGGCCCCACCAUCACCCCUCGACUCCCACUGUGCUAAAUUGUUCUGCUCUGACUUCCACCUGCCACCUCCUCUUUUUUCCCCCCUUUCCUCCCCCCCACUGUGCUGAGUCCACCUCCCACUCCCACCCACACCGCCCACCCCCGGGCCGGACCCACAGACAGGCACAAAGAGCGGCGGCUAAAAUGGAGAACCACACCCACCCACACGCUGCUCUCUUAGUGUCCAACACUCGGUUAUGUCACUUAAAGGAUGAGUCAGAGAUGCCUGUGAUUGGCUGGUGCCUCCUGCCUCUCCUCCCUUGAGAUAUUUACAUCAUGUUUUAAAUCAUGACGUUAGCUCAAAUAAAGUCUCAAUGCUACAUGGCUAACUUUGUUAGCUUUGGGAAACAGCCUCAUAAUGUGUUCCCAUCAGAUUUCCCUGCAGUUUUGCCCUUGCCUGAAUAUGAAUCUCCCUCAUAAUGAGCCUUUCUGUGCAGCGCUGAAUAGGGAGGCAGAAAUCAUUGCUCAGCUUCCUUCUCCUUAGUUACAGAUUUUUCUAGCUGACCAACUGUUGGCAAGAAGUGUGCGGUGCCAAUUAAGAGAGAAUUUGUUUCUGUUCAAACAAGCCACACACAUACAAACAUAGCCACACUGAAUUUGAUGAAAGGGGCACUGUCAUGCAGGGACAGUGAAGCAUCUGAAACGAGCAAGUUGAGAAGGUGAAUGCCGCUCUUUUCUUCGUCUUCAUCUUCUUCCUCCUGGAGGCAUUUGUGGCAUUCUACUCCUUUCACAGCGACCCCAGGGCCUGUCGAUCUCCCUGACCUGAGAGAUUCAAUUCAAGCUGGCGUCCGUACUUUGCCUCCCCUCCUCUCCUCUACCGAGUUCACCCUUCUCUUUCCAUUUCCCUCUCUAUGGUAGGCAUAGCAACAGGCGUCAGGCUCGUCAGAGGAGGUACUGUGGCCUGCUUCUCUGACUCCCUCUCCCUGCAUCUCCCUUUCCUGCCUCCCUAUGCCUGCAUUUGUCGAGGAGUUGCAGAAUUCAUAAAGGGUUUCUGCUGAAGGAAGGUAGUGAUGUGUUGUUCAUGAACGAGUCAGAUUUUUUAAAGUGAAGAACAGGAUCCAGACCUGUUUUAAGGCUGUUUUUUGAGGGAACAGGGGUGAUCUUUUUUCCACCAUACUUCAAGGCUUGAUGGUUCAACGUCAGUGUCUCAAACCAGGGGUGUCUUACGAGCCACCAAAUGAGCAGGCCUAUGUAAUUUUCAGUAACUAAAAAAAGCGUAAGAUUAAAGCACAAAUAUCAAUCAAAUGUCAAAUCAUUGUUAGAUUUAGCUGAUCUAAGCCAAACUGGUACCAAAUGAAGAGCCAUUUGGGAUCCAAAAGAGCCGGAUCUUCAUUUUGAGCUGAGCCAAAUGAUCCGGAUCACCCAAAAGAGCCACAAUUCCCAUCACUAGAGGAAGCAGUUAGUCUGUUUUAAGAAAAAGUCCAGUCUAGUAAUGCCAGUAUGUGCUUGUUGAACAGAGCACAGCUCCCCCUAAUGUCCAGUAUGAGUGGUGUAAUAUCCUUUCAAUACAGCCCCCAGUUUUUCAUCACAAAUCGAGGAUAUUAACUUUAAACCUUACAUCAAAUCUGAUAUUUAUCUAUCAACCCACCCACCUACUUGCUUGCCCACCUACCUGUCUGUGAGCCCGGCCGCAUUGUUCAGACUCAGAUGGGGACUAGUGACUUUGUAAAAAACAAAAAAAAAAUUGAAGAAAAAAAACAGAAAAAAGUUGUUGUGUUAGCAUGAGUGGCCUCCCUCAUGUGCUGUGUGGUGUGCCAUUGUGUGUGAAGAUGUGUGCGUCCUCAGGUCGUCUGUCAGGUUUUAAAAAGCACCCACCCUGACCCGACCCCUCCUCACAGUGCCCCGCUACAGUAUUAUGUAGCUCCAACCCCACCCCCCUCGCCCCCCGUCCCAUCUCUCCUCCUGUCUGAUAAAGAGGCCUACGUUACGAGGACAGUUGGUAUUAGUAUUUUGCACUCUGCUCGCUGAUCUUAAUGCACUUACGAGCAUGGCAGUCGCACUCCAGUCCCACGCAGGCUUUGAUUCUGCUCCAGGUUUGCAGCCCUGUUUCCCAUCAUGCACUCCCAAGUGUAUCUGCUGAAGCCUCACUGAAAGCACAGGUGGCACACACAUAAAAACACACGUACUCACAUCCCUGCUCGGCCAACUUCUCCUGGGUGGCAGCUAAAAUCAAAGCAUUCAUCCAUCCUUUACGGCUGGAGAUAAAACAUGGAGUGGAAAAGGGGCUGGAGUGCGAGUGCCACGCUGGUGUGGGGAGUGACUGUGUCCUGUCAGCCUCUGGUUAGUGUUCUGUUCUAAUCUGCUGGGCUCCCUUUGUGAACCUGUGGACGGUGCUUCUGUUUCCGAGUGCCAUGUGAGAAACAAACGCUUCAGUAAAGAAAAAAAAAGAUGUUUUACUUAAUAUGUUAUUUUAAUUUUACCUUUAUAUUUCCUUUUGUUUGUUUUUUAUCCAAGGGUUUAAAGUUCAAAGCUCAUGCUCUUUAUGUGGGGACCUGCCAGCCUGCACUCCUUUAAAUGUGAUUUUCUGUUGGUCCAAACCAUGUGUGCCAAAAUUGUUUGUAUAUUCCUCUGUCAAUGCUUUGAAUAUUAACAGUGCAUAAAAAAUAUGAUGACAGUUCUGUUUUUGGAUGCAUUUCCAUCAACCUGAAAGAAAAAUUAAAACAAAAAAAUGUUGUCAAUGGGUGCUGAUGGACAUUUUGUUGCAGUUUACAAACAAGUUGUAGUUGUGGAUUGGUUGCAGUCUUGCUAAACCAUAGGCCUGCACUGUGCCUCUCUCUCUCUUUGCACGCAGCUAACCUCAACCCGAGGCACCUCGCUCCUUAUAUCAACCCUUUUCACUGUGUUUACCAGCUCUCACAUCAUAUCAACAGCAACAGGUUGAAUCCUCAAAAGUGUUUACAAUCAUAGUAUUAGUAUCACAGGAAAAAUGAACAAGACUGUGAUGCAAAAAUCCUCCAAAAGACACAGAUUUGCCAAAUUCCUCCAAUUAUAAAGUCCAUGCUAUUCCUCUCUAUGGGUUUCCCUUUUCAGUUCCAGCUAUCACAAGUGAGGAAGCAGAUGUUUUCACACAGCUGUGCAGGGAUGCCAAUACUGUAACGCAGCUACACAAAACCCAAGCUUAUUGGCCAAUCAAAGCUCACACCAGAUCUGCCCCUGAUGCAACGUUUCUGGUUUACAGCUGAUCUCGGUUCACUCCAGGAUUAUUCGAGACGUUCCUCUUUUCCCGUGCUGCAUUCACAGAGCCUCUUGGCCGCUGCAACAGUUACAGUCCAGCAGCAGCCGGCCUCUUAUGUCACCUUCUUCUCUCUCCAUACACAUUCAUUCAAAUCAAACAUUGCUUUGACAUCUGGAAUUUUAGAUUGCAUGCAUGUGGAAAACAGAUUAUGUAUUUUCUCUUUCUCACUACAUUUCCCUUGGAGCUAUAAGAUGCCUUUAAGAUGAACUCAAUCAGUUUGCUGGAUGGCUUUAAGCACUACUAUCAUGGUAAAGCUGCAGCAAAAGUCAUCUGUAAGUGGUUUCGAAGUCAUUCCAGACACUUAUGCAAGAGUACUUAGCAACUCAAAGAGAUGCACAGGAGAAAACAGUGUGUAAGUAACAACAAAAAAGCUGAAUCUUUGCCGUUUUUGAUUUAAACUCAUGGUUGUAGGCUUGAAGAAAGCUCUAAGACAAUGAGCGUCUCCGAUAGCUCCUCUUCUGUCUUGUCUUGUCUUGUACAGCUGAUGUUCCUCACAGGCACCCACCGUUUAGCUUUGAGGUGAAUUUUGUUUUAUAUGGUUUCUCAGGUCAUUCCAAACAGCAGUUUUCUUCAUGUAAGACACGCCAUUCUGUUUCACUGCACAAGCUGUCACACCAACUUUCCUGCGCACCUUCCAUGUUUUAAUGCAAGCUUUAGUAUUCUGAGUCCAUGGAUAAUGUCCAAAUUCAGAGCCACUGUGUUCACUCAUCCACACUGAGAACCCAAACAACCACAUCGUCUUGCAGCUAUGGUUUUUAUUUUCAAAGCAGCAACAUCACAGAGAUGCUACGAGAGUACAACCUGGCUGGGCUUGUCAUGUAAAGUAGUCAGAUGCAUGUUUAGUCAACCUGAAGUUAGAGCAUAUGUUUCUGUACAGCUUGCCGUCUCUUUCCACGAUAGUCAAGUAGUCAUGUAGUGGUGUGGUGUGAGGGAGGGAAACACCCUUCCAGUCGUGUAAAGUUGCCAACUGAAGCCAAUCCACUGCCCCCCUCUGUGCCACCUGUCCUCACUUUCAGCAUCGGCACGGUCAUGAUACACCUUAACCUAUCUCUGGGAAUGCUUCAGACGCUCAUCCAUCCCUCCACACACCUCCUGCUAGAGUUCAGUCACCACUGGUAAUUUUCUACACGGCAUACCCAACAGGUUGAUUUCCAAGCUAGUUCUCCUUCUUUGUGUUUUUAUUUUCCUGGUUGCAAACACUCUUGUCUCAACUUUGUUUUUUAAACCCUUUGAAUUGAUGCUGCUUCUGUGCUUGACUCUGGGUUUACUGCGUGGUGCCAUGUUGUCCACAUGGCCUCUAGAGCUUGUAAUGCUUCAGUGUGUAAUGUUACCAUAUGCCUUACAUGUUUUCCAGGACUAAUAAA
This is a messenger RNA of Cheilinus undulatus (humphead wrasse), 6705 nucleotides long. RefSeq names its product vesicle amine transport 1 (gene vat1). The record is from RefSeq and is a predicted model, not a curated record. Bases 216 to 1625 code for a protein of 469 amino acids. Gene Ontology annotation, molecular function: oxidoreductase activity; zinc ion binding. NCBI's taxonomy places the organism in Eukaryota, Metazoa, Chordata, Actinopteri, Labriformes, Labridae. The transcript has 6 exons.